Cephus cinctus (wheat stem sawfly) is the source of this 1834-nucleotide messenger RNA. RefSeq lists its product as uncharacterized. Bases 290 to 1687 code for a protein of 465 amino acids. Lineage: Eukaryota; Metazoa; Arthropoda; Insecta; Hymenoptera; Cephidae. The record is from RefSeq and is a predicted model, not a curated record. The transcript is spliced from 2 exons.
UUUGAGUUUAGUCAAAACACUACCGGAGAAGAAGAAAAAGACCCUGGAGGAUUUUUCAAAUAUCAUCGAAGAGGAUAGCACAAGGUACGGUGCUGAUUACCAUGAGGAUGUUAAGGAUGGAUUAUUAAAUUUGUAUGUUAACACGAGGAUUCUUCAUCGGGAAAUAUUAAAAGAUUUCGAAUUACGGAAUGGGCGUAAGACAUUAUUAAUUUCGAGUUAUUAUUUACGAAAUUUGUUUGACAUCUGGAGACGGAGCCAGCCUUCCGAAAAUCCACCUAUAUAUAGUGAAAUGGCUGCUAGAAGGAAUUAUGAAGAUUUUGAGAGAUACAAUACUCAAUUAAGUGACGAUACUACUGGUACUACUCGUAUGCAUAAGCAGGAUAUUGUGGCCAAUGAGACAGCAGGUCGUUCUGGAUUUGAUCACUUAUGGAAUUCGACAAGUAAACAAUCGAAUAAAAAGAAUCAUCCUGAUAAUUCAGCAUCCAACAAUAGGAUCAAUGGGAAACUUGGAAAAGAUGAAAAAUCGGAUCAAAUUCAAAAUGCCAGGAGAGCUGAUCACAGAAGGUUCGAAAUUACAUUAAUUCGCGAAAUUUAUAAUUUAAUAAGAGAAGCUUUGAGUUUAGUCAAAACACUACCGGAGAAGAAGAAAAAGACCCUGGAGGAUUUUUCAAAUAUCAUCGAAGAGGAUAGCACAAGGUACGGUGCUGAUUACCAUGAGGAUGUUAAGGAUGGAUUAUUAAAUUUGUAUGUUAACACGAGGAUUCUUCAUCGGGAAAUAUUAAAAGAUUUCGAAUUACGGAAUGGGCGUAAGACAUUAUUAAUUUCGAGUUAUUAUUUACGAAAUUUGUUUGACAUCUGGAGACGAAGCCAGCCUUCCGAAAAUCCACCUGUAUAUAGUGAAAUGGCUGCUAGAAGGAAUUAUGAAGAUUUUAAGAGAUACAAUACUCAAUUAAGUGACGAUACUACUGGUACGUUGAACGUUGAGCUUGACAAAAGUGCACAUCAAGAGCCGACAAAUCGUAUGUAUAAGCAGGAUAUUGUGACCAAUGAGACAGCAGUUCGUUCUGGAUUUGAUCACUUAUGGAAUUCGACAAGGAAACAAUCGAACAAAAAAAAUCAUGCUGAUAAUUCAACAGUAAAUAAAAGUUCAGUAAGUAAAGAGCACAGUAGCCACCGCCGAAACCAUAGUAAAGGCGAUGCAAAAUUCUUGAAGAAACUCGAAAACAAUACAAAUAAUGUAUCUGUUACUUAUAACAGCAAAACCAGUAAAGGUAAUGCCAUUACGAAGAAUGUUCCGGAGGAUGCUAAUAAUGUCUUCAAAGUUACAACAGAGACGUCGAAUAAUAAAAUUACCAAGGCUGAAGACAUAAAGGAUAGUAAUGGGAAAAAUGCAUCGUUUUCAUCAUUGCCCAAGAUCGAUGGAACUGCCGACGAAAAUGAGGAUAUGAAAAACACUACUACAAUGCACAUAAAAGAUAUAUCCAAUAACGUUAUCAAGAAUUUAACGAUAACCAAUGAAUUUCUAGUACCACCAAGUCCUACAGUGGCUACAACGAAUACCAAACAGAAUGCGUCGUUUCUGAUUAACAAUGAAAGAUCCAAAGAGUCCAAAGAGAAUAACAAGCAAAAUCAAUUUGUUAUGGAUCACAUAUUAGAUGCAGUCGACAAAGUACUUUUAGAGGAUUAAAUAUUUAUCCUCACGCUGAUAACAGCACUAUGCCGAAUCAAUAAAAUUUCGUUUCCCUUCCCAUAAGAUAUGGUAUAAUAAUUUUAUCGCAAUAAGAAUCUCCAUCUAACUUGAAUAUAAAAAAUUCAAUAAAUUUAUGACAAUCGA